Sitodiplosis mosellana (orange wheat blossom midge) is the source of this 4481-nucleotide messenger RNA. RefSeq names its product mucin-3A-like. Bases 156 to 4346 code for a protein of 1396 amino acids. NCBI's taxonomy places the organism in Eukaryota, Metazoa, Arthropoda, Insecta, Diptera, Cecidomyiidae. Gene Ontology annotation, molecular function: protein dimerization activity. The transcript has 4 exons. The record is from RefSeq and is a predicted model, not a curated record.
UUUGGUGCAAACUUCAGAUUCGUUUACUUGUCAUCGUCAUUAAUGAUUCCUUCAGUGAUUUGAUAAACCAAAACAAAGUGUUUAUAAAGUUAUUUGUUUAUUUAAUAUUUCAAACAGUAAAACAUGUUCAAUUUGCAUUCAAAACCAUUAAAAAUAUGACAAAAAAGAAAAAUGAACAGCGGCAUAUACAAAAUCGUGCAUGGGAAAAGGACAGACGAGAUCGAUUGAACACCACAUUCGAAAAACUAGCCAAACUUCUGCCGGAGUAUCGACCGAAAGUGACUUUUAGUAAAAUUGAAAUUCUACAUAAAACCAUUGUUUACAUUGAGGAUCUGCGAAAAAAGCUACGUGAUGUGCUAUCGACACAAAAUGAAUCUAUAUUCAAAACCCAAGAUGAGCUUGAGGCGAGUCUCAAGGCGCUUGUGUCACAGAAUAACGAUUUAGUGGAAUUACUGCAAAAGUCAAAUAUUAAAGUGCCGCACUUUGUUGAACCGAAAUUCCUUAGUUUCAUUGUAUCCGUGCAUGGUGCAGAGCGAAGCGAUGAAGAAGAAAAAAGUGAUAAAGACGCCAGCAAAUCGGCCACUUCCAAUGAACUCAACCAAAAUCAGCCACAGACAAAAUCGAAUGUCAAACCGAAAGAGGUGAUUCAAAAUCCAGUACAAAUAAAUAAAGAGUUGAAUGGCACGAAAACUACCAAUUCGUCUGAGAGCUCCGAUUCAAAGUCUCUUCCCAAAACUCAGCUAAAUAUUUCGCCAGUACUGAACGAGGUGCAAUCGUUUGGUUCAGUCGAUCUGAUACCAGUGAGCAGUGAUUCAUCACGACCAGAGUUCAAGAUGCAUGAACAACCUGUGAAAAAUUUCGUCGAAAUAACACCAUUGCUCAAUAAUCAAAAUGAAAAAUUAUCGUUACAAUCGGAAAAGUCCAUUGAUCUACCGAAACGGAAAGAACCAUCAAGCAUACAAGAAUCAAAGAUUGAAAAGAGAUCAUCUGAUGUUUCGGUGAUAUUGAAUAUGGCUCAAUCAUCAGACAGCAAAAUAACAAAAGCGGAAAAAUCAAAUGAAAAUAUUUCUGAAAAACAAGCCGUGGAAAAACCCAAGAAUAAGCCGAAGGCAUCUCCUAACGAAGCUCAAGCAAGUUCACACUGUGAUAAAAAAUCCACGGCAAAGAAGCAAAAUGUUCAAGAGCGAAAAACGAAUCCACCAAAUGUGCAAACAACAAAUAUUGUACAGACCGAAUCGGCAAAAGUAUCGAAGCCUACAACUGUUAUGCCUGUUUGUUCGGUAACUGAGCAAAACAAGGCCACAAUAAGUGAUACCAUCAAUCCAAAUACCAACGCAGGUACAAUCAGUGGAAUGAAUUCUGGGAAAAAGGUGGAACAUCUCAUGCUGCCAAAGGAUUUGAGUGUAAAUAUAUCGAAUGAAAAAGAUUUAUCCGAUGAGAUAUUCGGCAAUUUUCCGUUGCCACAAACACCGAAUGAGUCAAAUCCAAACGCUCUAUCGCCAACUGCUGCAUUUCUUCUAUCAUUUCCGGUAGUAUCGACUGUGUCAAGUUCAAAACCAACUGAAACAGACAACAGCUAUUCCGAGGGCACGAAUCUACUCCGACUGGAGGAAAAACCGAAUCAACCGAAAGAUCACAGUCUUUUUGAAAGUAUUUCAUCAAUUCUAAAUGAUUUGAAUGAUGUAUCGGACAGUAGUAAGAAUAUUACGAAUAUAGACCAUUCCAAUGGCACUCAGUUCCCGUACUGUACAAACAAAAAUCGUUCCGUCACCUCCGCCGACGAACAUGACAAACCAAAUGUAUUAAGUAAUGUUGGUGCGAAUAGGACCAAGUCGAGUCAAAAGAAUUUGAAUAUAAACAAUUUGCUUAGUACUGAUAGGAUGCGUUCUAGUCAUAGCGGCAGAGUUGAAUCGGCGAAACCAUCAAAUAUUGUGAUGAAAAAGCCACCCAUCCCAGAAUGUUCGACCAGUACAAUGCAAUCGAACAGUUUGUUGAGUGAUAGAACCAAUUACAUACCGUCCAGAACAUUUGAAAAUGUCCCGACUUCAACUGAUAAUACCUCCGACUUUUAUGUCAGUCUUUCCACACUGGGCUUACCACUAAAAUCGGCCGCAACACUUGCCUCAACGCCAAUCAAUCCAAGCUCCCAUUUCAACUUCCAAAUCUCAUCGCUGGCACAACCGCGGAAUCUAAUCGAUUCAAGACCUCUCAUCGCCGACACUCCAUUCACUUUUUCUUUGACCAAGUGCUCCGAUACAAUGACCAAUACAACAAGUAGUACAGCCAAAGCUAUAACACAACAGCAAAUGGAUCAUCAAACGGUUGUUCAUCGUAUGGAUAAAGCGCAGAAGAAAUCGUCGCCGACUAAACAUUUGGUCAAUGAUCGGUUUGUUGUCCCUGCUGAACCAACAAUAGCGUCUCUGAAUCGUUGCAAUUCGUUUAAUCCUUUUGCGUUUGAUAAUCCACCGAUGCUAUCUUCAUCGUCUUCCAUCGCAUUGGGUAGCCUUACGACAGUCUCUUCGAAUUGUUCUUCGAUAGGUACACCAUUUACAUUCACAUUAACGCCAACCUUUUCAUCGAUUUCCGCCAGCACACCGCUGCUUUCGAAUCAUGAUCCACUAUUCUCUUCUUCAUUUGAUAUGCCAAUUAUGAGAUCGACCAGUGCAUUGAGUAAAAAUCCAAAUCCAAAGAAAGAUAAACCGUCCGUUCCAUUUGGCGAAAAUAAAGAUCAAACUCAGUUGUCAAUUGGAAAAAGUAAUAAGAACUAUGCAGUGCCAUCCACAUCGAAACCGAGCAAAAAUCUGGUCAACUGGAUGACAUCAAGUGUAAAUAAGCCAACGCAAGAGUUGCAUUUAGAUUUUAUGCCAUCGACGGCCGAGGAACCAUCAGCAUGGUCACCCAACCGUAUGGCUGUGGACAAUACAAAUCUUAUUUCAUCAUCAGCAUUGCCAAUGUUACAAGGCGAUUUGGCAUUGAAUACGAUUUCGAACAGUUGUAAUCCGCCCGUCAAUAAAUUUGACAUUGAUUCGAAAAAAUUGUCGCAGCGAACGAAUAGCAACAACCACAACAAUCAGAAAUAUAGUCCAUCCAAAGUGGUGACAAAUCGAAAAUCUGAACACCAUAUACAACCAGACCGCAGUGGAAAGGGUGGUAAAAGUGAUAAAAAUCUGCAUACGUUUAAAAACCAUCAUCAAUCAGUUCGAAUGAAUGAACCGAAUCCAAUCACAAAUAAUUUCCAUUCGGUUAGUCAGCUGUUAGAUCAAGAGCGUCAGACGGCCAAUAAAAAUAGUUGUUACAUUCCAAGCGAGGGCAAACUGCUUUUGAAGGAUAUAAGCAGCAGCAGCAGUGGUGGUGGUGGUAGUGGCGUCGGUAAUUCGGCGGUGAUAAAGCAAAAAUUAUAUUCAAAAUAUGAACCAGAGCCCAAUAAUCAAUUGGUAGAGAAUAAAUUUCCUACAAAUGCAUGCAAUGUGGUGGGCAGCAGUGAUAUAAUGGCCAAUGAAUGUGAUAGAGAUUUAUUUGGUGGGUAUUUUUUCGGUCAACCAAAGCGGCUCAAGCUCAACUAUCAUUCGUCCAGUGAAUUUUUGGGCAAUCAAGGCUAUGCAUCAACCUAUGAAAAUUCAACGGCCAACGACAUUCUUGCCCCCUACACAAACUAUCAAACGUUCGAUAGUGAAUGCAAUAAUGCAGCGUCCAGCGCAUGCAUAAAUAAUUUAUCAAACCAAACGUAUACGUAUCAGUAUACACAGCCACAGUCAUACAAUCAUCAACCGCAACAGCAACAGCCUCAAAGUGCAUGUGAUCCGAUCGAUUCGACCAAUUAUUUCCAAGCGCCAGCGUCGUUACCCAGCUACAAACCAUCACAUUUCAAUGAAAUGGUGCGAAACAAUUCAAAAGCGAGUACACAGCAAUCAUUUUUGCAUCAUCAAAUAACUACCACCACCACCACUACCGCAACCGUCGCCAAAACAAACGAUUCCAUAACGGCGAACGCAAAAUUAUUUGCAUGCCCGUCAUCGAGCAGUGCAGCGCCGAAUAUUUCAACACAAUUACCAAUGAGCUCAACAAAUCGAAAUCCAUCAGCAUGCUCGUCGAAAACCAUUCACUAUCCAUCUCAUACGAAUAUAAAUAAUUUGCCAUUGAAUCAAGCGUGGAACGAUAGUUUCAGUUGGAUGCCCUAUACCAAUUCCAUUGAAAAACCCUAUAAUAAUAAUUUGUUUAACAGCAAUAGCGACAGCUCAAACAACAAUAAAACCAGCCUCACCACGAAUAAUAUCAGCGGCAGUAAUAAUAAUACCAUACCGAAUUUCAAUCUUACCACCAUUUUUCCCGAUUACAAUAAAUCUUGAUAAAUAUGAGUGAAUCUCAAGAGAAAUUCGUAUGUGUGUAGAGAUGAAUUGAAAAUUGAAGAAAAAGCAAAAUUGUACAUAUUUGUUUGUAAAUCCAAAUACAUUCAUCAAUUAAAUAAUUUAUCAUGGAAAAAA